GCGGCUGCUCCUCCCCCUGAAAUGCGUCACAAGGUCACCAGCCAAACAGGUCACUUGCAGCGUUUCCAAGAUGGCAGCCUCCUUGUGUCAGUGUUACCAAGUGUGUGUCAGGAAAAGUUCUGCACUUUUAUUCGCUCGUCAGUAUGCAUCAUUAUACGACAGAGCUCAUGUGUACAGGAUCGCUAUGGCACAGGCGAGGUUUAUGUCCUCCAGCGGUGGUCGGAAGGGCUUUCUGGGAGAGUUUAUGGACAAUCUCAAGCAGGAGCUGAGCAAGAACAAGGAGAUGAAGGAGAACAUCAAGAAGUUUCGCGAGGAGGCCAGAAAACUAGAGGAAUCGGAAGCCCUUAAGCAAGCCAGGAGGAAAUAUAAAACCAUCGAGUCCGAAACAGUUAAAACUUCUGAAGUGUUGAAGAAAACACUCGGGACGAUAUCGGAGACGGUGAAGGAGGGUUUGGGAGAAGUCGGCCGUUCGGACAUCGGAAAGAAAAUCAAAGAAGGCAUGGAGGAAGCAACUAAAACAGCCAAACAUUCGGCUGAGACGGUGUCUAAAGGUGGAGAAAAACUGGGAAAGUCCGGAGCCUUUCGGGCGUUAUCGCAGGGCGUAGAGAGUGUCAAGAAAGAGAUCGGUGACCUGGGACAGAUCGGCCCGUACCGGCCGCCCUCCAGACUCAGGAAGAGGAGCGAUUUCUCAUCUAAGACAGGAAGCACAGAAGCCCAAGUGUUCGAGGCCAACGAGGAGGCGAUGGGUGUCGUGCUCCACAAGGACUCUAAAUGGUAUCAGCAGUGGAAGGACUUCAAGGACAACAAUGCUGUUUUUAACAGGAUCUUUGAGAUGAAAAUGAAGUAUGAUGAGAGCGACAACGCCGUGAUCAGAGCGUCCCGCGCCGUCACUGACAAGAUGACUGACAUCAUCGGGGGCUUGUUCUCCAAAACUGAGAUGUCUGAGGUUCUGACCGAGAUCCUGAAGGUGGAUCCGAAUUUCGACAAAGACUCCUUCCUGAAACAGUGUGAGCGGGACAUCAUUCCCAACAUCCUGGAGGCCAUGAUCCAGGGAGAGCUGGACGUCCUGAAGGACUGGUGCUACGAGGCGACGUACAGUCAGCUGGCUCACCCCAUCCAGCAGGCCAAAGCCAUGGGUCUCCAGUUUCACUCCAAGAUCCUGGACAUUGAUAACAUUGACUUGGCGAUGGGGAAGAUGAUGGAACAAGGUCCCGUUCUCAUCAUCACCUUCCAGGCUCAGCUGGUGAUGGUCAUCUGUAAUGUGAAGGGUGAAGUGAUGGAGGGAGACCCGGAAAAGGUUCUGAGGAUGAUGUAUGUUUGGGCGUUGUGUCGAGACCAGGAUGAGUUGAACCCUUACGCCGCUUGGAGACUCUUGGACAUCUCGGCAUCCAGCACUGAGCAGAUCCUGUAAACAACAGCUUCCUCAGCAGGGACACAAGGGGAGGGAUCGGGGGGCGUGGCUCAAUAUGGGGCGGGGCCACACACAUCAGCUUGUUUUACAUAACCCCGCCCCUGGUGUUUUCUCCCAGAGCUCCGCAGGGUUGUUCGCGUUGAGCCAAAAUGGCCGACCGUUGGUUGGACUCACGCCAUUGGAGCGAAACCCCAUCAGUCUGAAAGACUGAGAGACUCCGUUUUGUUCAUGCGUAUUGUCUUUUUAACUGUUCUCGAAGGAGUAUGUAAAGUCAAGUACUUAUCAAGUGCAUUUCUACAAAGCUAUCAGUGAAAAUGUUUAAUGAUAAUUAUAAUAAAUAAUUCCCAUUGGAUUGAAUCUGAAGAUGACUAGACCUCCGCAGGCGACUUAAAUCAAGAUACAGCCUGGAAUUGGUGUAACAAUGGUAGAUGUCUCUAUUUAUUAAAGAUUUGAUGCAGGUUAUGUCUUUUUAUCAAUUACAGAUUGUUUAUUAAGCCAUCAGUUAGUUUUUUUUAUAUUAAUUUCUACCUCAGUUAUGUGGGGCUAAAAUACAACAAGACAAUAGAAAAUGGUUUGAUUUUCCUUCUGUAUUGCUGGUUGAACUUUAUAAUAAACAUAUGUAUAUUAAAACUAUUUCAUGCUUCACCUCGAAA
Carassius gibelio (silver crucian carp) is the source of this 2064-nucleotide messenger RNA. Its product is annotated as mitochondrial import inner membrane translocase subunit TIM44. Bases 71 to 1411 code for a protein of 446 amino acids. Lineage: Eukaryota; Metazoa; Chordata; Actinopteri; Cypriniformes; Cyprinidae. The record is from RefSeq and is a predicted model, not a curated record. The transcript is spliced from 13 exons. Gene Ontology annotation, cellular component: mitochondrial inner membrane. Gene Ontology annotation, biological process: protein import into mitochondrial matrix. Gene Ontology annotation, molecular function: protein-folding chaperone binding.